This is a messenger RNA of Peniophora sp. CBMAI 1063, 1279 nucleotides long. Lineage: Eukaryota; Fungi; Basidiomycota; Agaricomycetes; Russulales; Peniophoraceae. The record is from the annotation of a GenBank genome assembly.
AUGAUGCGCUCCUCCCAACCCGGGCCCAGCUCCCCGCCCAGCGUGCCCUACAACACGCGCCCCUCAACCGACAGCCUCAGCCCGCGCGCCAGAUGGCUCCCGCCGCCCCUCACACCCUCCUCAUCGACCGAGUCCUCCGUCUCCGCCUCCACCUCAGCCUCAAUCCCCACUUCAACUUCAAUCCCAACUUCAACUUCAACCUCGCGAUCGACAUCGACAUCGAACCCGCCGCGCGAGUUCACGCCGUUCAACCAGAUGAUCGCGGGCGGCUCCGGGUCCGGCGUGCUCGGUACCGCAUCGUCAGGCUUGGAGGGAUUGAAGACGAUAUUGGAGGCCGUGGAUACGAUGCCGUUCGUUAAGUAUUUGGCGUCGGUGGGGAUACAGUUGUUGCAGUAUGUCAUUGAGGCGCAGAUCACGAACGAUAUGUUCAAGAGCCUCGCGUUCCGCGCGAAGGACGUUAUCGUGGCUGUUGCGAGGUCGUGCCAUGGGAUGCAGAGUAUGGCUGUUCAGCUGGAGGACGAUCUGCGUCAACUCACGAGCACGAUGGACAGCAUCCUCGCCUUCGCAUCCGAACGCGCAAGCCGAAGGACGUACCAGAAGCUCCUGAGCAAGGCGGACGACGCGGCGGCCGUCAAAGCGCUCAACACGCAGCUUACACAUGCGUUCCAUAUCUUUGAGAUCCAAUCGAGCGUCAGUACGCGACUCUUACAGGCUCAGAUGGUACAACAACUAUCAACACUGUCCGUUUCGCCCCAACCCCCACAACACCCCCCAUUCGUCCCGAACUGCACCCUCCGCAUCCGCGAAGGCAUCUACCUCAUAACCAACGCCUCCACCAGCCACGUCAUCGAGACGGUCGACCACAAGCCCUGCGGCGGCGGCGGCGUGCACACGUACCUCGCGCCCUCGCGCGGCGGCCGGCUGCAGACGCAGCUGUGGUCCGUGCAGAAGAAGGCGAACAAGGACUUCGAGUUCAUGAUCCGCAGCGUGGGCACGGGGCUGUGUCUGGACGUGUUCUUGAAUACGAAUCGGCAGGGGAGUAAGGUCGUGGCGCAUAGUUGGAACGGAGGGGGGAACCAGACGUGGGGGUUUUGGGGGACGAGGCAGGGUGUUUCCGAGGACUACUGUACGAUCCGCAGCACAGGCCUCGCGACGAUCCUCGACGGCCUCUGCCCGCGCGACCGCUCAAAAUGCGACGAGCUACACGCAACAGCCAUCCCGCCCUCCGGCCCCACACCCUCCCAAGAAUGGACCCUCACGCGCCUCUCCUCCCUCCCCU